AUGGAGGUGCACACGACUCGUUUAAUGGCUCAAUUGGAGAAUUCAUGCUUGGCUGGGACAUCACCUCUCGGACGCACAUCGAUGACACAAGAAUUCGACGGACGUUGGCUUCGUUGGAGCUGGCUUGCGCGAAAGCUACUUUUCCGUUGGGCAGUGAGAAACCGAGAAACUAUUCGUCAAAGAUGUCAAGCUGGUAUGGACAACUCCCUCGUAAUUCAACAUGGUGCUGAUCGCCGUGGAAAACCACCUGGAAAACCUGUGAGAGAUCUCAUUAUGUCUGACGACCACUUCAAAUGUGAAAUAUGCCGCAAAUCAUUCGGGAUUGCGGCUCUCCGGGACGAGCAUCAAAGAAGCCACCAUAAGAAAUCAUACAGAUGCGAUGAAUGUGGAAAGCGACAGUGGCUCUGGAGCAACGUCACGAUUCAAGAAGAAUUCAAUUGCAAUAUUUGCCAAGAAUCUCGAUCGAGUCUCAAAGCACUUCAAAUGCAUUUCAAAAAGAGGCACUUCGGAAAUAAGAACAGCCAGGAGUUUCUGAACGCCUGGAAUGUUUGCAGUGGAGAGAAACCCCCAAAGAAUCCGGCCGUCCAUCAGCGGAGGAAAGACAAGAGGGAGUGA
Messenger RNA from Caenorhabditis remanei, 615 nucleotides. RefSeq lists its product as uncharacterized. The transcript has 4 exons. Bases 1 to 615 code for a protein of 204 amino acids. NCBI's taxonomy places the organism in Eukaryota, Metazoa, Nematoda, Chromadorea, Rhabditida, Rhabditidae. The record is from RefSeq and is a predicted model, not a curated record.